ACUAAAUUUUUAAGGGAAAGUAAAGAAGAAAAAUUAGCAUUUUUAGACGAUGAAAAUAUUAGAUGGAAAAAUGUGAUGUGUUUCGCGUUACUUAGUAAUCGUGUUCUUGGAAAGAAAAAGAGGUUAACAAAGAAAACAGAAAAGGCAAUUCGAAAUAAUAUUGAUGAUCUUCUUCCUAGCAAUCAAGUAAAUCCGAAAAAAUCUUGUCUGACAGGGUCUGUUAACAAUUCCUUAAUUCUGGCUGAUUCAAAAAUAAAUAAAGUUGAUCACAGUACUGAGCCUAACAAAGGAGAUGAUGUGUCUGAGCAAUUCGAUGCACGUAAUUUAUUGGCUAAGGUAUUGUCAUUUUUGGAAAAUUCGCAAGGUAAAAAACCAGAUUUUAAACUCUUGGUAAAUACGAAUAAUGAGAUUCUUUUUGGUGAAGUUAAACCACCAAAAUAUAAAAACUCUUCUUUAUUAGUUUCUCAAGAUCUUGUCAAGCUAGCAACCUUUCAAUCUGGUACUUUGGAUGAGUUAGUUAAAAAGUAUAGAAAUAGGAUUGAGAUAACAUCCUUCAGAGUGUGGAUUUAUGGAGUACAAAUCCAUAUUUAUCAAAUGGACUUAGACUACGAUGGAUUAUACAGGAUGUAUCUGAUUGCAGACAUAGUUAUACCCACUCAAAAAUCCCAAUUUAUAAGUCUAAUGCCAAUAUUGGAAACGUUUUACAAUGUCAAAGAUUCCGUUUCUAAAGUUUUGAAGGUAAUUACCUCUAACACUUCACCUCUUCUAUUUCAUUCCGAUUAUUAUAGAUUAUCCCCUCCCUCACCAGAACCCAUCAAAGUUACAGUUGUUAAAGGAAAUUCUAACCGAAAAUAA
Funneliformis caledonium is the source of this 855-nucleotide messenger RNA. Lineage: Eukaryota; Fungi; Glomeromycota; Glomeromycetes; Glomerales; Glomeraceae. The record is from the annotation of a GenBank genome assembly.